This is a messenger RNA of Lotus japonicus, 1693 nucleotides long. RefSeq lists its product as uncharacterized. The transcript is spliced from 11 exons. The coding region runs from base 238 to 1239 and encodes 333 amino acids. Lineage: Eukaryota; Viridiplantae; Streptophyta; Magnoliopsida; Fabales; Fabaceae. The record is from RefSeq and is a predicted model, not a curated record. Gene Ontology annotation, cellular component: endoplasmic reticulum membrane.
UCUGGUCAACAGAACCGAACGGACGAACGAGUAACGUUGUCUUGGAUCGGGUUGAAGUCUCCAUCAACGACGUUGCUCUCUUCGUUCAGCUCAUCGAUUUUCCUUGCUCCUUUGGUCGCUCGCCGCAGCCUCCUUUGUCGCCGCCGUCACUCCGUUUUGCCGCCAUCACGCCUUGAUUUCUCAGGGGCAAGAUAUUAUUGGUAAUAGCUGCAGCAUCUUGUAGAGAACUGAAAAGGAAUGGAGUUUAUGUGUCUUAUUGUGGCCUUCUUUGUGAUUGCGGUCUUAGGGUUUGUCUCUGUGGUCUUCUUUAGUGCAUAUAGCAGAAGAAACAACCAUGAGCAUGUUGAAGCUCCGGCUAUUUUUGAGGAUCCUAAUUCGUUGAAACAGGUUCCUUGCCCACACAUUGUUGAUCCAGCGUCAAAGUAUAUCUCUUUGAUAGUUCCUGCAUUCAAUGAAGAGCAUAGGCUUCCUGGAGCCCUUGAGGAAACUAUGAAUUAUCUUCAACAACGUGCCUUAAAGGAUCCUUCAUUUUCAUAUGAGGUUGUGAUUAUUGAUGAUGGAAGUGCUGAUAGUACUAAAAGAGUAGCCUUUGAAUUUGUAAGGAAAUACACAGUAGACAAGGUAAGGGUCAUCCUUCUUGGAAGAAAUCAUGGCAAGGGAGAAGCAAUCAGAAAAGGCAUGUUGCACUCACGUGGUGAAUUACUUCUUAUGCUUGAUGCUGAUGGAGCAACUAAGGUCACUGACCUAGAGAAGCUUGAAAAUCAGAUUCAAGCUGUUGCCAAAAAGGAAUUUCAUCAGGAAGAUUCAAGUGGUAGUGAUCCUAGCUUUAGAAUAUCUGAUAUCCCUGUUGUUGCUUUUGGUUCACGAGCUCAUCUAGAGGAGAAAGCUUUGGCUUCAAGGAAGUGGUACCGCAAUUUUUUGAUGAAGGGGUUCCAUCUUGUGGUUCUCUUAGCUGCUGGUCCAGGAAUACGUGAUACACAGUGUGGUUUCAAGAUGUUUACUAGGGCUGCAGCUAGGAAGCUUUUUUCAAAUGUCCGCUUGAAAAGGUGGUGCUUCGAUGUUGAAUUAGUCUUUCUGUGUAAAUGGUUUCGGAUCCCAAUUUCAGAAAUCUCUGUAAAUUGGUCUGAGAUUCCAGGAUCCAAGGUGAAUCUUUUGAGUAUACCUAACAUGCUUUGGGAGCUUCUACUCAUGUCUGUGGGGUACAGGACUGGUAUGUGGAGAAUUUCUAAUUGUACCUGAGCUUUCAUGUUCAAUUCCAACUCGGAAGAAAAAUGGCGUUUUCCUGGGAAGAUUGACCUCUUAUCUUAGUAUACUCCCAUGCCGGGCUUGAGGGACAAUAGUGCAAUAUUUAAUGUUUCUCUGACUAACCAUAACCUUCCAGAUUAUGCUGUUCAGGUUGAAGUCAUGGAGAUAUAGUCAACAGUUCAUAUUUUUACUGUUUAACAGGAAAAAGCUUAUGAUCACAUAAUUUUGUAUGUUUUCUUACAGUAAAAUGAACAUAUUGAUAACACUUCACUCCUUAGGUGUAGUGAGUUAUUUUGAUGAUGGUUUUUGCACAUUACUCCUGGAAGGAAGUGGUGUAGACUUCUGUAGAUGGUGUAGACUUCGCCCAUAAAGAAGUUGCAGCCCCUUUUUUCCGAAUAGUAUGAUACAUUAACAUUGAAUGAAUGAUUGAAGACUAUUAGUUUUGCAA